CCAGUAAUCUGAGUCUAACGCAUCUGCAUGUAUUAUAGGAGUUAUAUAAAAGGAUGACGGGUGAUGCUGAGUAGGUAGUGUAGAAGCAGUCAUGAGGUUCGGAGCGUGUCUAGUGGCUGCGUGCGUGGUCACGCUUGCGCAAGCAGGAGGUUACGGCGGAGGAAGCAGUGGGGGCUAUGGCGGCGGCGGCGGCUACGGCGGUGGCGGCGGCGGCGGUUACGGCGGCGGUGGCGGUUUUGGCGGCGGCGACGGUGGCGGAGAAUUCCACGGCGGCUUCAACCUCGAAGGCAUCAAGAGCGGAGUCGACAAAAUCCUAGAUAAAGUCAGAUCUGGUAUCGACCACGCAAAGAGUGUGGGAGGCAGUGCCCAUGGCGGAGGUAGUUUUGGAGGUUCUGGCGGAGGAAAUGAGAAAGUAAUUUAUUCGAAGUCGGAUGAUGGUAAAUCUGGCGGGUUCGCCUUUACGGGAACUUUUGGAGAUGGCGGAUAUGGAGGAGGCGGUGGAUACAGCGGCGGUGGAUCUAAUGGAGGUGGCCAGGGAGGUUCAGGAGGUUCAGGAGGAGGUUACGGAGGCGGCAGCGGAUUUGGAGGCGGUGGUGGCCUUGGAGGCGGUGGAUAUAGCGGUGGAGGAAGCCAUGGCGGUUCUGAUGGAGGAUCAGGCGGAAUCUCGUUUGGAGGAAGCGGUGGAGGUGGAAAGGGCUACAGUGGCUCUUCCGGCGGCAGUCACGGCUCUGAUGGAGGUUCUGGUGGAAUCACUUUUGGAGGAGGUAGCGGAGGAAAGGGUGGCUAUGGAGGCGGAACCUCAUUUGGAGGUGGCGGGGGUUUUGGCGGCGGUGGCGGCUUCGGAGGCGGUAGCGAUGGUGGAAAAGCAGCUUAUGUCCAGAGUGGUAGUGGAAGUGGAAGCAGUGGGGGUGGAUUAGGAGGAGGUUUCGGAGGCGGAAGCCACGGAGGAUCAGGACAUGGUGGAUCAGACGGUGGAUCUGGCGGCUCUGGAGGCUACGGAGGAGGCGGUGGCCUGGGCGGAGGAGCGGGUGGUGCAUCUGGUGGAUCCGGUGGACAUAGUGGAUCAGGGGGAACAGGAGGAGGAUUUGGCGGUGCUGGGGGCUAUGGCGGGGGCGGUGGCCUCGGCGGAGGAUUUGGUGGUGGAUCUAGUGAUGGCGGAAGCCAUGGAUCCGGUGGACAUGGUGGAUCAGGUGGAUUAGGAGGUGGAUCUGCCGGAGGCUAUGGAGGCGGCGGUGGCCUGGGCGGAGGAUCUGGUGGUGGAUUUGGAGAUGGCGGUCAUGGAUCCGGUGGACAUGGUGGAUCAGGUGGAUUAGGGGGUGGAUCCGGUGGCGCAGGGGGUUAUGGUGGUAGCAGUGGCCAUGGGGGCAGUGAUGGUGGCCACGGUGGAGGCUGUGGCUCCUCCUCAUGUGGUUCUGGUGGUUCAGGAUCUGGCGCUUACGCCUCUGCCAGCGCAAAGGCUUCAGCGUCCGCUAGUUCCGGUGGCUACGGUUACGGAAAAUAGGUUAAACAUUAGCGUGUAAAUAUUAUGACUGUGAUCUUUGUAUAAUAAUGUUUAAAUGUAAUUAAAAUGUUUAUAUUUUUUCUAUGUU
Messenger RNA from Cydia amplana, 1589 nucleotides. RefSeq lists its product as uncharacterized. The transcript is spliced from 2 exons. The coding region runs from base 92 to 1501 and encodes 469 amino acids. Lineage: Eukaryota; Metazoa; Arthropoda; Insecta; Lepidoptera; Tortricidae. The record is from RefSeq and is a predicted model, not a curated record.